Messenger RNA from Trichogramma pretiosum, 1077 nucleotides. Its product is annotated as flexible cuticle protein 12-like. NCBI's taxonomy places the organism in Eukaryota, Metazoa, Arthropoda, Insecta, Hymenoptera, Trichogrammatidae. The record is from RefSeq and is a predicted model, not a curated record. Gene Ontology annotation, molecular function: structural constituent of chitin-based larval cuticle. Gene Ontology annotation, cellular component: chitin-based extracellular matrix. The transcript is spliced from 3 exons. The coding region runs from base 658 to 1077 and encodes 139 amino acids.
UGUAUUUCGUAGCUCCCAAUAAUUUUUCUGAUAAUUUAAUAGCACUGGAACGUGAGCUCAAACGUGUGCAAAGACUCGUAUAUUAUGUUAAACGAAAUUUUCAAAAGGAUUCAACAGCGAUUCAAAUUCAAAAGAUAAUUCAUAAUUUUUAAAUUAUAUAUGAAUACAAGGGAUGUGCACUUACGGAGGACUGAUAUAUAAAAAAAAUUAUUUAUUGUAAUAGAGAACACUUCGUGAUUUAAGACUCGUUGCGAUAAAUUGAGCCAAAAGUAAAAUUUGGACGAAAGAAAAUAAUAAUUUCGGAAUAUCAUGCAAACAACGUGGAAUAUUUGUGUAAUUAACAAAUUUAUUCUUUACCACUAGAUUGAGUACCGAUUGAUACUCGCUAACCAUAAACACAAAUUUUUAUAACGCAGAAGCUGCGAUGUACGCGAGGCUAGCUCUCGUUACCUCGCCUCGGGCCAGUAUACAGGUAAUUUGGCUGAUGAGCCAUCCACCGCUACACACGGGAGCAACAAAGACGAGAGAGUAUAUCGAGUCCGGCAAAUUUUUGGUAUAAAUAGGCAAGGAACCGAGCAAAAAGGCACAGUCAGUCUUCGACUUCUUAGCCUCUUGGAUCAUCUCCUCUGGUUUCGACCUCAAACCCACCAAUCCAAAAUGAAAUCGUUCGUCGUACUCGCCGCUUUGGUCGCCGUCGCUUCGGCCGGUCUGUUGCCCCAACAACGCCAAUUCCAACCCAUCAUCGUCUCGGACUUUUCCGGCAAUCGUCAGCAGCCCCAGCAGCAGACCUACCACCAGGUCAACCAACACAACAACAAUGUUGUCCUCGUCCGUGAGACACCCAACAACAACAUCGGUCUCGAGGGCUACAACUUCGCCUACGAACUCAGCGACGGCCAGAGCCGCCAAGAAGACUCUCGCAUCCAAGUUUACGGACCAGAACAGGCUGCCAACCGCGUCAGCGGAUCCUACAGCUACGUCGGUGACGACGGUGUCACCUACACCAUCAGCUACGUCGCCGACGAGAACGGAUACCGCGCAACCGGUGCCCAUCUCCCAGUCGCUCCAGUAGCUUAA